AUGAAGGAAAACAUUGUGAGGAAACCUGGACUUAUAAUUUCUUAUUGUGGCUGGGCAAAUCCAUUAAUAGUAAAUUGGUUCGAAGAUUACGCCAGGGUCGUCUACACAUUAUUCGCGGACCGCGUCAAAAUAUUUGUGACAGUCAACGAACCUUUUGUCAUCUGCGAAUUGGGGUACAACAAAGGUCAUAUACCUUAUCACCAGGAUCAGGAGAUAGGCCGGUUUCUGUGCAACAAGAACACUAUUUUAGCCCAUGCCAAGGCCUGGAGACUUUACGACGAAGAGUUCAGGCCUUUGUAUCAUGGUGAGACGAAAUACGGAUUGUAUGAAGUGGACUUCACCGAUCCGCAUCGCAAGCGCACGCCACGCAAGUCGGCGCGUUACUACGCAGACCUCAUCAGGAAUAGAUCAUUGUACAUACCGCCAGCACACCAAAUUAAUAGAUUUUAA
Messenger RNA from Spodoptera exigua (beet armyworm), 450 nucleotides. NCBI's taxonomy places the organism in Eukaryota, Metazoa, Arthropoda, Insecta, Lepidoptera, Noctuidae. The record is from the annotation of a GenBank genome assembly.